CGGUCCCGCGACCCGCGAAGCUCCAGCCCUCCGCCGAGAGGAAACCGGGACCGCGACCCGCCGCCCAGCCCUCGCCGCCCCUCGGCCGCCCCGCCCGCUCCGACUGCUGCUGCUGCCUGCCGGGCCUCCGCAGCGGGGUCGGGCGCCGAGACCGCCUCCCGCCGGCGCCGCCCCCUUAGCUGCCCGAAGCCCGCCUGCGCCGCGGCGCGCGGCCGGAGCUCAGCAGGGCCGGGGCUCACCUGGGCCGAGCCCGCCUGGGCCGGCGCGCGGGCUGCUGCCAGCGCCGAGCCCCGCGCGUGUGCCCCGCUCGCGCUCCCCGCGGCGGCGGAGGUUUCGCAGCUGGUGGGAAACUCGGGACCUCGGCGAGGAGGACCCACUGGGUUUUUUUCGUCCAAGAUGGCAGCCUCCAGCCGCGCACAAGUGCUGGAUCUGUACCGCGCGAUGCUGAGGGAGAGCAAGCACUUCAGUGCCUACAAUUACAGAACGUAUGCCAUCAGGAGGAUAAGAGACGCCUUCAGAGAAAAUAAGAAUGUCGGGGACCCUGCGGAAAUCCAAGCCCUAGUGACGAAAGCCAAGAGAAACCUGGGAAUAAUCCGCCGACAGGAAAAUCAGAUGCCCGGACACUGACGGGUACUCGAGCAUGGGAACCUGACUCAUCUGGAGCCUGAAGGAGCGGAUGCGUGUACCGCACACCUGCGGUUUCGCGUCCAUGAAGUCCACGGAUUGUACUGUGGUUUCCCAGGCUACUUCCAGGUCGAAAAUGCCGUGAUUCAACAUGUCCCAUAAAUAUCUGUCCCCUUUGAGUAUUUGCAGAAACUCCUGGUACAUUUGAGAGUAAAUCGCUCUGCUCGGCUUUCCUGGACCAUUUUUCACCAAGAUCUUAGGUCUCCAAGUUCGGGCUGUAGAUGGGCACACUUGUAAGCCAGCCUGUACCUACGGCUUCGUAAGUUCCCAAGACUUCUCUUGGUCUUGCCUUUCUGCUUCAAGAAAAGUCCUGAAGUGGAAUGAUUUGAUUAGUGUUCCUUGCCCCUCUGCUUCUGGCCUUCCUCCUGGUGGAAGACGCAUCAGCAGUGCAAAGGCGUAAACCCAAGCAGAAUGUUUUCUUUCAAAGACAAUGAAAUAGCACUUGAAAAGCAGUAAUGUGACACCCGUCAGCAAAAGAAAGAUUAAAAUGCUUCCCCCAGUCUCCAGCUUAAGGCUAAUCCUCCGUCCUAUGUGAUUUGACUUCUUCCUGCUCCCUGCUGACUUCUCGGCUACGUGCAACACCGUCUGCUGGGUAAGCCAAAGGCCUCCUUUCCUGCCCUAGAUGCUCAUCACGUGGAUUCAGAGUCAUCACGCGGAUUCAGAGUCGUCAGAACCUCGUGGAAGUGCCUUCUCACUCUGGCUCCUUGGGAAACAAACUCGUCCUCCUCGUUCUAAAUGCCAUCCCGCCCUCAUUUCGGGGAACAGAACAGAGGUUACCUUCCCCUCUGCUUCUACAGAUCAAUGGAGAUUAGAUCAAACGAUCAGUCUACAUAUUUUAAAAAGAGCAAUAAAGCAGUUAGAGGCACAGGAGAUUGACGUACGCCCGGUCUUGCACUUGAAUGACAGUCCUUAGGAAAUCGACGUGGGUUCGUAGACAGUGACCACAGUUGCCCCCUAAGCGAGUCCUGUAUCUUUGGGGCAUAUGAACCCUUUCAACAUGCAUAAAAAUCCCCAGCCUCCCAAGAAAGUUUAAGAACACCAGGCGGCGGGAAGGGCUGUCGCGCCCCAUAGCCUGGCCUGUCUGUGAGGUUACCUUUUCAGACUGUAGUUCCUCUGCAGCUAUAAACAGACUUCUUCAUACAAAAAUGUAAAUUGAUUUCCUCCCCCUCCGAUUUUCCUAGAAAUUCCUGUCUUUCCUCAAGUCUGGGGCAGUGGUAUUCCCACAGCUGGCAAUCUUCCAGGAGAAACACUUCUCACUUGGACAUUGCCUGUUCGGUGUGCUUCAUGCCUCCAGGGUUGACACGUGCAAAACAAGAUUCCACUUCCUUUCUAGAAGACGCCUUCCUCACCUCUGCAUUUUUCGUGGACAGAAGUAGUGCUUCUGCCUGCUUCCGUGUUCAGAGAGCUCACACGGGGUUGCUGCAUAGAAAGCUUCAGCACGAGUCUCAUUUGGGUUUUUAUCAUGGUAUCUGUCCUCCCAUCCAGUCCAGCAGAUGAGUCUCAGCCUAGUCUGCCAGAGCUCUGCGCCUGUGGACUCCUGGAAGAGCUGUUUUGUUGCUGCAGCAGCUGCAGUGGGAGCAGGUGUAACCGCUCUGGAGCAGAAAGCGAGUCAUGGGCCCGGCGCUCUCAUCUCAGCUCUGAUGGCCGCUUCCCGAAUGAUCCUGGGCAGGUGGCUUCUGGGCCUCCUUUACCUCACAUGUGGGGGUGACUCUGUUGAUGAACGUGGUGGUGGCGAUGGUGGGUGCCUGUCCCGUGCCCGGUCGUCGCGCCCUCUCUGUAAACCGACCUCGUGUGCCACACAGGCACGUAAAUGGCUCGUCUCAGCUUCUCCUGACGGCAGCCUUGUGAGAGAGACACCGUUAUCCUUGUCAGAUGAGGCGAUUCCGCCCUGUGUUUGAGCAAUUCUCCCAGGGACACGCGGUUAGGAGAAGGAUGGGCCUGCGUCUGUUCUCCGAAGAGGGCUCACGCGGAGUGGCCUUCUCCUAACAGCAGGUAGGCGAGGCCUUGGAGAGGAGAGGGGGAGGCAGGGUGUGGGUUUUCCGAUGGGUCCGUCACAGCUCUUCUUAGGAGCUGGCCCUUCCCGGCAGCAGGCUCAGGAACAGUUUGCCUCCAGGGCUCAUCUCCUUUGUCAUUGCUCAGAAGACUCUCUCUCACCCUCUCUGCCUUGAAAAGAAAAAAAAAAAA
Molecule: messenger RNA, 2868 nt
Organism: Sus scrofa (pig)
Lineage: Eukaryota; Metazoa; Chordata; Mammalia; Artiodactyla; Suidae
Source: RefSeq, a predicted model, not a curated record